CCCUCUACCACAAUACCUCUCUUCAUCUUCUUCCUUUUUCCCAAAUACUCCCUACAUUAUAUUAGAGACUCUUCUCUCUUCCUACAUUUCAUAUAUACAUACAGGAACUUGAUCAAGAACAAAUAUAUCAAUAUAUAUACAUAUAUCUAUCUACCUUUAUAUGAAUGGCUUGUUUAGGGAAGAUGAUAGCAGCAGCAGUUGUUGCUUUCAUGAUUCUUGGAAUAGCUUCGGCCUCUGAUCCUGAUAUGCUCCAAGAUCUUUGUGUUGCCGAUCUCACCUCAGAUGUGAAGGUGAACGGAUUCGCGUGCAAGAAGAACUUCACGGCGGCGGAUUUCUCGUCAAAGGCGUUGGCCAAGGGCGGAGCAACCAAUAACACGGUGGGUUCAAUCGUGACACCGGCGAACGUGGAGAAAAUCCCCGGUCUGAACACCCUCGGGAUCUCCAUGUCCCGGGCGGACUACGCGCCGGGCGGGUUGAACCCGCCGCACACGCACCCACGCGCCACCGAGAUCAUCUUCGUUCUCGAAGGAGAGCUGGAGGUGGGAUUCAUCACCACCGCGAAUGAAUUGUUCACGAAGCGCCUCACCAAGGGCGAGGUCUUUGUGUUCCCCAGGGGGCUUGUCCAUUUCCAGAGGAAUCCCGGGAAGGUCCCGGCCGCCGUGAUCGCCGCCUUCAACAGCCAGUUUCCGGGAACGCAGUCGAUCGCCGCCGCCCUGUUCGCGGCGGCGCCCGCCGUCCCCGAUGAAGUGUUGACUAAGGCUUUCCGAGUUGGGACGAAAGAGGUGGGGAAAAUCAAGUCUAGAUUGGCACCAAAGAAGUGAACAAAAUUCAACUCUGGACCAAUGGUUCAAUCAUUGUACUGUAAUUUAUUUAUUUUUCGCUUCCAAUUUGUUGACAAUAAUGAAAUUAAAAGUUCCACAAUUCAAAACGACAAUUUCCGCACCCAAAGAUAAAGGUAGCCUUUGAAAGUGCAUUUUAUUUUGAUUUCAAAAUUUAAAGAUCAAUGAUAAGGGUACACUAAAAUGUAUUCUAUUUG
Messenger RNA from Cuscuta campestris, 1036 nucleotides. The record is from the annotation of a GenBank genome assembly. NCBI's taxonomy places the organism in Eukaryota, Viridiplantae, Streptophyta, Magnoliopsida, Solanales, Convolvulaceae.